AUGCUUUCAAGUAUAGACGCGAACACGAUUUUCAAUGCUGUGCUAAUUUUUUCUUGGGUAACAUUUUUAUGGGAGACUUACCUUGCGUUCAGACAGCGAAGUGUAGCUAAACGAAGCUCCAGAGUUCCCUCAGAACUCAAUGGUGUGAUGGAGCAGGACAUAUUUGACAAAGCAAGAAGCUACCACUUGGAUAAAAGUACAUUUGGCCUCUGGCAUAGUUUGUACAGUCAGAUAGAGUCAACGCUUAUAUUGUGGUUUGGUGGCUUUCCACUUCUGUGGAAUUUAUCUUCAACUGUGCAGCAGAAACUGAACUUGCCAGAGGGAGAGAUAAUACAAUCACUUGUGUUCUUGGUGAUUGGGAUGAUAUUUUCUUGCAUUAUGUCAUUGCCUUGGUCCCUUUACAGUACUUUUGUCAUUGAAGAAAAACAUGGAUUUAACAAACAGACUCUUGGAUUUUUCUUCAAAGACACCCUGAAGCACAUGGGAGUUACUCUGGUCAUAUCGUUGCCAGUUACAGCUGCGUUGAUCUUCAUUAUCCAGGCUGGAGGCGACUACUUUUUCAUUUAUGCGUGGCUGUUUGCACUAAUUGUUUCCCUGGUAAUUUUUACUGUUUAUGCUGACUACAUUGCUCCACUGUUUGACAAAUUUACACCGCUGCCCGACGGAGAGCUUCGCUCGCGCAUUGAAGAGCUGGCUAGCAAUAUUAAAUUCCCUCUCAAAAAGCUCUUUGUUGUAGAAGGCUCCAAGAGGUCUUCGCACAGCAAUGCUUACUUCUACGGCUUCUUUAACAACAAGCGCAUUGUUUUGUUUGAUACUCUCCUUGAGGACUAUACCCCUGACAACAAGAAAGAGGAGGGCGGUGAACAAGCAGCUGAUGCAGAUGAUAGUAAACAGAAAAAUGAUACGGAAUCUAAUGAAAGCAAAAACUCUGAAGAUGAUGGACAGCCAAUAAACGAAAAUAAAGAGAGUGAUACAGAGAAUAAAGAAAAGACAGAAGAGGGUGAAGCAACGAAAAAGAAAAAGAAAGGUUGCAGCAACAAUGAGGUCUUAGCUGUUCUGAGUCAUGAGUUAGGUCACUGGUACCUCAACCAUGUUUUGAAACAGCUGAUUUUGUCUCAGGUUAACCUGUUCUUGUGCUUUUUAGUGUUUGCUCUACUCAUGAAGAAGACCAUCCUGUACUCAGCCUUUGGUUUUGAUACCCAGCCAACAUUAAUUGGGCUCAUCAUUAUAUUUCAGUUCAUAUUUGCUCCAUAUAAUGAGGUCCUGUCAUUCAUCAUCACACACAUUUCCCGCAAGUUUGAGUUCCAAGCUGAUGCAUUUGCUCUCAAGUUGAAAUAUGGCAACCUGCUGCAGUCUGCUCUGAUCAAACUGAAUGAAGACAACCUGAGCUUUCCUCUGAGUGACUGGUUGUAUUCUGCUUGGCAUUUCUCACAUCCUCCCCUUUUAGACAGACUGAAGGCUCUCAAGCAGGACGAGAAAGGCAGCAAAAAGACACAGUAG
Molecule: messenger RNA, 1500 nt
Organism: Candidula unifasciata
Lineage: Eukaryota; Metazoa; Mollusca; Gastropoda; Stylommatophora; Geomitridae
Source: the annotation of a GenBank genome assembly